Messenger RNA from Fusarium vanettenii 77-13-4, 1326 nucleotides. RefSeq lists its product as uncharacterized. The coding region runs from base 1 to 1326 and encodes 441 amino acids. Gene Ontology annotation, molecular function: DNA-binding transcription factor activity; transcription cis-regulatory region binding. Gene Ontology annotation, cellular component: nucleus. Gene Ontology annotation, biological process: positive regulation of transcription by RNA polymerase II. Lineage: Eukaryota; Fungi; Ascomycota; Sordariomycetes; Hypocreales; Nectriaceae. The record is from RefSeq and is a predicted model, not a curated record. The transcript has a single exon.
AUGGAACGUGUUGCCGACGACCGACGACAGAGACAUCGACGCCGCAGCAAACGCCGUCGCGAGACCCCCGGAAGCCGAGAUGACCGCAUUCUUCGUGCAUUGGAGCCGCUCUCUUGGUUGCGACGAUCGGAGCGCGCUCUGCUGCACCAUUUUGUAACCGAGGCAUCCUGUAUUGUCAUCUCUUCUCAACAUGGCCAACGCCUGUUCUGCAAUACCAUCGUCCCAUUGGCCCUGCAGACCCCCUCACUUCUCUAUGCUACUUUGGCAUAUUCGGCAGCUCAACAGGCAGGCCUCCGAAGAACCACCACUACCCCAGACACGUCCAUUUCGAGAUAUGUGGGCAUGAGCCUGUUGGCGUUCCAGAAUGAACUACCACGACGGGCAUGCAGUAACAAGGCGAGCCUAUUGGCGGCGUCCCUGAUGCUCUGUCUAGUGAGCGUUUCUUCUGGAGAUGUCCAACCUAGGUCGUGGCGCGUUCACGCUGAAGGUGCAAAGGCUUUGUUGGCCAGCAUUCAUGUCUCUGAUCCAACCAGUUCCCUGGGUGUUAGUGCGGAAUUGGAAGCCAUCAUAACUUUCUUGUCGCGCUGGUACCUGAGUCUUGAGUCACUCACCGCCAUCACCACCUCUGGUCUCGUAACAGGCCAAUGCGUCACGCAGGAUGCUACCCUGGGUACCAUAUCCGAACCAGGACAACUCGCCCUCGAUGCCUGUGACGACUACUUUGGGUUUCCUACCAGGCUUGCCUUGCUUUUCCGCGAAAUUGGUGCAUCGGCAUGGGAGCGACGACAGCAGCUCUCAGCUGUGCCUCUUGGAGCGACUUCAUUUCUAACUCAGACAGACUUUGAUCUCGUUGCCGACGAUUUCCAUAAGAAGCUUACAGAAAUCUACCACGAAGUGGUGUGCUCACCUGUCGGCCUCAACUUCUACCCCGGGGUUCGGGAAGCGCUCUCUGAGAGUGAGGUCCGCGACUUCACAGCCUCUACUGAAACCUACCUCUCCAUGGCUCGCAUCUUGGUGGAGAGGCGAGUACGGGGAGUUCCCUCGAAUUCUGAAGUCGUGAAAGCUUCAGUGCACGCUAUUGUUCGAGUAGCAAGCUCAAUCACACCAUCACCUGGAGCCUCACCAGCAACCGCCUUGACGCCUCCCCUAUUCGCUGCAGGCUGUGAGGCUGUUGAUGCGACGGAUCGACAGGCGGUGCGAGACACUUUCCUAACUUUGCUCAGCGUUGUAAGAUCACAGAAUAUGGAGCAGGCCCUGAGAAUAUUGGAGUCUAUGUGGCAAAGUGAGAAGCAUGGCGUGCCUGACUGGUGGUCAUAUCAAGGUUAG